AUGGAUAGGAUGAAAGGUGGGAUCGAAAACAGGGACAAGCAUGAUAGAUCAAUAUCUUCACAAUCUUUGAAAGCAGAUGUAGGACCUGGAUUAAGCACUAGUAUUCCUAAGAGAAUAAAGUCAAUGAACAAACUCCAGAAGAAAUUCUUAAAACAAAUGGUAUGUCAUCUGUUACAGAGUGGAGGCGUCAUGUUCUCCCCCUUGGGACGUCUCCGCGUCGCUCAGGCCGUCAGAAAACAGAUGAGUCAGCUUCCAGUGUUGGGCACAGAAGCAGCUCCUCUUCAAGCCCCGUUGUGUUACCAGCUGCUCUGUGCCCCCCCACUAGCUCCCUUACCCGCGUGUGCACCGUGUGAGAUGCCACCACCACCUUACGCUGUUUAUCAACUGCCAUUUGAUACCACUCCAGCAAUAUACGGACCUCCAGCUCAGUAUGCGUUGGUACCAGCUCCUUACACCACUCCGUGCUGUGAGCCUUCAUGUUGCGCACCCAUGGACAAGCAGCCGCGAGUACCACCCCCACCGUUACACCCCGCAUUUAUUUACUAA
This is a messenger RNA of Arctia plantaginis, 546 nucleotides long. Lineage: Eukaryota; Metazoa; Arthropoda; Insecta; Lepidoptera; Erebidae. The record is from the annotation of a GenBank genome assembly.